AUAAGGGGCGAACUCCUAGACGGAGAAGACAUCGUCGACUUGUGGACCUCACGAGACUCCGACUCGACGCCCUCCUCCGCCUCUCCUCUUCGCGACUCAAGUCACCACUCGGCUCACCAUGACCUCCUCGGCGUUGCUGCUGCUUUCCGCUAAACAGACGCGACCCAUGUCGAGGGUCCCCAUCCUCUUUCUGCGGGGUCCGGGCUGCAGGGGUCUCCACAGCGCGACCGGGGGCAGUGGAGCCCAGCUCAGAGAGAAACCUCAGCUCCAGCAGCAGCCGGAGGAACAUUUUCAGCAGCAGCAGCAGCAACGGCGUCCACGGGAGAAGCCCAAGGGCAACUUCUCGCAGUCGCUGGCGCAGCUCACGGCCGGGCUGGGCCCCGAGCACGCGAGCCCCGUGGCUCGGAGCCGCGCCUCCCGCAUGAUGCUCGACGCUGUCGGCGUGGGGCUCCUGGGCGCCCGCACCGAGGUGGCGCAAAUCGCGCGGAGCCACGGGGAGCGCCUCUCGGCAGGGGGCCCCUGCACGGCGUGGGGGUCCAGCGGGGUCCGACUCUCAGCCUCGGCAGCGGCUUUCGUCAACGGGGUCUCGAUCCACGCGAUGGACUUUGACGACACGUGGCACCCCGCCACGCACCCGUCGGGCUCCCUGCUCCCCGCGCUCCUCGCCGCGGCCGAGGCGGCGCCUGCGGGGCAGAAGCCCUCGGGGCUGCAGCUGAUGCUCGCGUUCCUCGUGGGCGUCGAGGUGCAGGGACGCCUGCUGCGCUGCUCGCGCGAGGCCAACGACAUCCCCAAGAGGUUCCACCCCCCCACCGUGGUGGGCACGAUCGGCGCGGCCGCGGGCUGCGCGCGGCUGCUGGGGCUGGACGAGGCGCGGUGCCUCCACGCCCUCGCCAUCGCGGCGUCGUUCGCGGGCGCCCCGCUGGCGAACGCGGCCACCCAGGCCAAGCCGCUGCACGCGGGCCACGCGGCGCGCAUGGGGCUCGAGGCGGCGGCGCUCGCGGCCUCGGGGCUCCACGCCAACGAGGCGAUGUUCGACCUCGCCGAGAGGGGCUUCGGGGCCUUCUACCCCGACUACGAGACCCCGCGCACCCCGCUGGACCCAUGCGGGGGGGCCCCCCUCCUGCUGGAGCAGCAGGACGUCGCCUUCAAGCGCUUCCCCGCGCACCUGGGCACGCACUGGGUGGCGGACGCGGCGUGCGCGCUGCGGGAGCGAAUCGCCUCGGUGUGCGGGGGCCACGUGGACACGGCGCUCAUCGAGAGCCUCGUGCUGCACGUGCCGCGCAGCGCCUACGUGGAUCGCGCCUUCCCCGCGGACGAACACGAGGCGCGUCACUCCUUCCAGUUUGUGGGCUGCUCGGCGCUCCUGGACGGCGCCGUGACGCGCGCCUCCUUCGAGGCCCCCGCGCGCUGCCGCCCCGCGCUGCGCUCCCUGCUCGAGCGGACGCGCCUCGAGCACCCGCGGGACAACGUGCCGAGCUUCGCCCUCAUGUACGCCGAGGCGAGCGCCUCGGUGCGCGGCCUCGAGGUGUCCGCGCGCUGCGACUCCUUCCUGGGCCACUGGCGGCAGCCGCUGGGCCGCGAGGCGCUGCUCGGGAAGUUCGCGAGGAACGCGGCCGAGGGCGGCGUCGGCGAAGCGAGGGCGGCGGCCGCUGCCGCGCUCCUGGAGGGGGUCGAGGAGCUGAGCGACGCCUCCGAGAUCUGCCGCCUCCUGCACUGAGAGGAGCGGGGGAGGGGGGAGGGGGGAGGGAGGGGGGUGGGGAGAGAGGUGGGGAGCUGCUUGACGCCUCCUGUAUUAAGAGGAGCGGGGGGUGUGGGAGGGAGGGGGGAUGGAGAGAGGGGGGGGGAGAGCUGCUUGACGCCUCCUGCACUGGGAGGGGUGAUAGGGGGACCUCAGGUGCUGAGGAUUUAUCUUCAAUGCACUCACGUGCAUUUCUGUAAUUUAUUUGUCAAAAAUAGGGAGAGCGAGAGGCAAUCAACUGCAGUAUAUAAAAUGACUGAAGUACACAGUUACAGUAUACUUAUACUGCAGCAUAAGUAUAUGUAUACAGUAUACAUAUUCUGUAGCGUGCAUAUGGUCUGGCGGGCGGGUCCCGCGUUUCGGGCAGGUUCUGGGGAAUUUCCGACCUGGUCACAGCUGCUGGUAUCUCAGCUGUUGGCUGAGUUCACGCGAAGUGGACUGCAAUUUAUAGAUGUGUUCAUUGCAAGAGAGAGAGCGGAUACAAUCGUGCAGUUUCACUAUAAAUCACAUCGAGCUCCAUCGGCCUGUCGGACCAAUGUUAUACCCGGCAGCAUUUGCUUAAGCGGAAAAAAAACCUUGACCCGAUUUCGACUGCUGUGUCCCAGCGUCCUUUGCUCGUCUCGCACUCGCCUUCUGUGUAGCGAAGUUUGCUUCAGCUACAUCGGCGAACCGCAACUGGCGUGGAUGAAAAACCAAAUGAGCGUACAAGAGCACGAAUUUCGUUUUUAAAAUAUUUAAAAUAGUAGGUAGAUAAUAAUGAGAUGGGUACAAGUUGGUGUUUGUUUUUUUCUCAUGAUAUUUGAAUUGUGAGAAGAGGAUUUUAUUGGUGUGGAUGUAUAUAAACGUGUCAUCGUGAGCGGUGUAUAACUCAUGAUUUUAUGAUAAUAAAAUAUUUGAUGAAAACGUGA
Petromyzon marinus (sea lamprey) is the source of this 2646-nucleotide messenger RNA. RefSeq names its product cis-aconitate decarboxylase. The record is from RefSeq and is a predicted model, not a curated record. Gene Ontology annotation, biological process: defense response. Lineage: Eukaryota; Metazoa; Chordata; Hyperoartia; Petromyzontiformes; Petromyzontidae. Gene Ontology annotation, molecular function: aconitate decarboxylase activity. Gene Ontology annotation, cellular component: mitochondrion.